AUGAUAACGAUUAAAUCUAAACUAGAUGGAACACCUGAAAGUAAAACGUUUGCGUUGCUUGAGAAAGGUGGACCCGAUUCAGAAUUGAAUUAUUCAAAAUUUUUACCUUACAUUUUAAUGAAUUAUAAUAAUCCCAAAAAAUAUCCGUUUCUUACUAGAUAUUUACAGUAUGAUAAAAUUUGCAAUUUCUUAUCAAUUGAUCAAAAUGAAAUAAAAAGUGGGAUAAGAGAUGAUUCCUACCCAAAGAUACCGUCAGCAUCUGCAAUGGAUAUUGAUUUGGACCCUGUGCCAUUAAAUAGUAAAAAGAUAAUGAGAUUAAUUUUGCAAGAUGUCAAUGAUCUUACAAAAUCGGCAAGAUUAGUUUACCAACAAAAUACGAAUCAAGUUGGGAAAUAUUGUGAUUUAAUUAUACAAGAUCGAUCACUCUUUCGAUAUUUAAGACGGAAUGAUGUAUUAUUAAAUUUGGAUUAUUAUUUACCAAUCAUGUUAUAUAAAUGGGAUUUAACGACAAUGGGAAUUGAUUACGAGAUUGUUAAAAUUCUGGUGAGAGUUCAUAACAAUCUUCCGCCUAGAAAUCAAAUUCGUCUUAAAGAAGCUUUAGAAAAAAUGGUUUCAUUAGCAAGAUCUCAUGCACAUUUUGUGCGAAUGGUUAUAACUGAUUUAAAAAUAUUACCGGAACUUGCAUUGGAAAUAACACUUUAUGUUUGUAGUGAUGUUGUAAGAAUUUUCACGCGUAAUACUAAAUGGUUAACCUCGGCUACAUAUAGUAAAGAUAAUAUCGAUACUUUACAUAUUAGACUAAUGAAAGCUUUAGAAACCGAAAUAGAAAAACCUCAAUCUCCACCAACGAAUCAUCGAACAAGAUUAUGCAUUCUUAUUCGAAUUGUUUGCGGAUUUGUUUCCAUUUUUAAUAAUAUAAGAUUGAGUUCAGAUGAAAUUCGUGUAUGUCUUAGAGCAAUAAAAUCUGCAGAAUCCGAGAGGCUCAAGAAAUUAUGUUUGAGUUUCAUAUUAUUAUUUGCAGACCGGAUUGUAGUAAUUGAUAGAACAUUAUUGACAUCGAAUUUCGCUCAACUCGUUAAACCGGAAAAUACGCAAUUGUUCAUUUUAUUUGCGUAUUUCUUUCAUACCAAUAAACUUGAUUUUAUAGAGAAAUUAUGUCGUGAAAUUUUAACUUUGGAUGUUGUGAUAAACGUAAAAGGAUUAAAAGAAAUACAAGGAGAUGUGUUUCUUAAAGGAGGAUUAAAUAUUCAACCUUGGAUAUUAAAACAAAUUCAACAAAUCAAAACUCCAAUACAUCCACAAUUUAUUCAAUUGUUGAAAGCAUAUGUUAAUAGUAUUUUCGUUGAUCAUGGUACAUAUCCGAACUUCUAUCCAACUCCAAUUACUAAAAUUCCUGAGAAAGAGAUUUACGAGAUGUUUGUCGAUUGUGUUCUUACCGAUAUAACACCUUCGCAUAUUAUUAUGUGUUAUUAUAUUUUGACUUAUAAUUCAACAUCUCUAAUAUCAAAUAAUUAUCCCGAAAUUUUCGACAUUGAUAAUUUAUUGACGUAUGAAGAUUGGGAAUUAAAAAAUAAAAUUUCUAAUGAUUAUCUCUUGGAACUUUUAAUAAAAGUAAUAUCUGAAUUAGAUAAUGUUUCUUCUGAAUCAACUUUGGCUUUAAAACAGAUUACCAAAGUAACACCGGAAAUUUUAUAUGAACAUUCAGAUACUCUAAUAAUAUAUUUAUUACCAAAGAUUUUAGAUAGAAUGAAUUUGGAAAUGUUAAAUUCGAUGUGUGAAAUAUGGCUUUUAUUAUACAGUAUAAAUCCUCAUGAGGCUGUGUUAUAUUUUGUAAAUGGUUUACGUAAUAAAGAAGAUAAAAAAUCUUGCUUCACGGAAUUUCAAUUAAUGCUUAAUCCCUCAUUAAUAUUUCGAAUUGAUGGACGAGUAUUAAAAUUUUAUAUGAUAGGAUCACGUCAAAGAGUACAACGUGUUUAUCAAGAGAAUGCAUUUAAGGAAGAAUCUAAAAAUAGUGAUUUAUUAAAACAUUUACAUUUUGCUGGUUAUUCUAAAGAAUUAGUUCCAUUAACUACGAGUAAAAUCGAAUCAAUGCACGCGUGUUUGCAUUGGAUUCAUGAAAUUGUGAAUCAUGAAGAUAAAGAAAAACAAUUAUUUGGUUUAUGCUUGGCCGGAAAUUUAUGUGAAGUUUGGCCUAUGCAACAAACGUGCGAGAUGGCCAAGAAAAUUAUAUUUCCUUCCAUCAAACGUAAAGUUUUCGAUCCCACAACUAAAGUUUUAUCACCCGAAGCCUCAGAAAUUUUGACAAUAUUGUUAAAACUUCACCGCGUAUUUGAAGAAUUACGUAAUGAUAUAGUAGUGUUAUUACGAGAAAUUAUAUCUCAAUGUCUCGAAUCUAUUGGUGAAAAACCACGAAAUGAUGAUAUGAUAAGAUUUCGAGAGAUUUUUCCGUCACAAGUGGAACCGUAA
Diversispora eburnea is the source of this 2466-nucleotide messenger RNA. NCBI's taxonomy places the organism in Eukaryota, Fungi, Glomeromycota, Glomeromycetes, Diversisporales, Diversisporaceae. The record is from the annotation of a GenBank genome assembly.